AUGAAUCACACAACCACUGCCUUUUACACUCUUGCCAUUCACCGCGCUCACUUGAAACGAGUCGUAGAAGAAAAUGGUGCAACUUAUCUAAAACUCGAGUGCAAGGGCCACGGCGAGUGCCCAUCUCAAGAAAUUGUAAAUACUUUCGUCGGCAUUGUCGAAAAAUUCAUUCAAAAUAAUCCCCUUGACAUUAUUGGUAUCCACUGUACUCAUGGCUUCAACAGAACUGGAUUUCUUAUCGUCUCCUAUCUUGUGGAAAAGCUUGACUGGGCUGUUGACGCGGCGAUCGGUCAUUUCUCGAACUGCCGUGCCCCUGGAAUUUAUAAACAAGAUUAUCUAAACGAGCUAUUCGAGCGUUACGACGAUCCAGACUGUGCCCUUGAAGCUCCUACUCUCCCUGCUUGGUGCUUUGAAGAUGCUGCUCAAGAGGAUCAAGACGAAGGAGUCGACCCAGGAUUGGCAUUGCAAGCAGGAAGCGGAGAAGGCGUCAAAGGCGACGGAAAAAAGCCGUUUAUCGCUGAUUUCGACAUUACAGAAGGUGUCACGCUUGUAAAAGCCCCUCACGUCACGAACCAAGUCACGCGCAAAGCGAUAGAAUGGAUCGGCUUCAAAAGCAACAAGUUCCCGGGCGCGCAGCCAGUCUCAAUGACGCGUGAGAAUAUUCGCUUCUUGCGCGACAAGGAUUACAUGGUAUCGUGGAAGGCCGAUGGUACGCGAUAUCUGAUGCUGAUCCUUGGCAAAGAGCAAGUUUUUUGCAUCGAUCGUGACAACGCAGUUUUUCAAAUAAGUGGACUUACAUUUCCGAAGCGCAAAGAUUUGAACGGUCAUGUGAGUAACGUGCUUAUGGAUGGAGAAAUGGUACUAGAUGACGUUAAUGGCGAAAAGAUACCGAGGUUUUUAAUCUACGAUAUGAUCCGAUUCGGAGAUAUUCCAUCCCCAACAAAUCCAAUUGGACAGUGCGAAUUCCGAUCGAGAAGUCUUUGCAUCCAAGCGGAAAUUAUCGAGCCACGAAAUCGAGCAAUGAUGAAAGGAAUCAUUAACAAGACCCGCGAGCCAUUCUCCAUCCGACACAAACCAUUCUUUGACAUUGAGAAGUCGGCACAUUUGCUCGAAGAAGACGGGGAAUUUCUCUCAAAAGUAGCGCAUGAAACCGACGGGUUGAUAUUCCAGCCAGCCUCGAAAACUGAUGUCUACAAACCCGGUCGUUGUGAUGAUAUCUUGAAGUGGAAGCCGCCAGAGCUUAAUUCGAUCGAUUUCAAGUUGAAGCUUCAAAAAGGAAAGCAACAGAUGGGGAUGCUUCCUCAAACUUUAGCCCUCUUAUACGUCGGCGGUAAGGAUACACCGUACGAUAAGAUGAAGUUCCAUCGCGACCUCCGUCAAUACGACAACAAAAUCAUCGAGUGCAAAUUUGAUUUCAAAGAGCGAUCAUGGGCAUUCAUGCGGGAGCGCAAGGACAAAAGUUUUCCUAAUCAUGUCACAACAGCUGAUGCAGUUUGUCAUUCGAUCCAGUACCCAGUUACAAAGAUGGAUCUCUUACAGGCACUGGUGAAAGUUAUUUGA
Molecule: messenger RNA, 1560 nt
Organism: Oikopleura dioica
Lineage: Eukaryota; Metazoa; Chordata; Appendicularia; Copelata; Oikopleuridae
Source: the annotation of a GenBank genome assembly